Molecule: messenger RNA, 339 nt
Organism: Gongylonema pulchrum
Lineage: Eukaryota; Metazoa; Nematoda; Chromadorea; Rhabditida; Gongylonematidae
Source: the annotation of a GenBank genome assembly
AUGCAUCAUCGCAUGACCUUCACUUUACUAGCACUUGGUGGUCAGGCUGCCUGUGGCCCCUACUCUUCGAAGACCUGCGAUGGUCCACUUAUUGACUAUUGUUUUUCGACAUUACAUUUUGGACACCACGAUGAAUUGUUUGGACCAGAAUUCGUGAAAUUAAUUCGAAAUGAUCCUUUUCCAGAAAUCUGCUGCGGAUAUCGUUACGAUAUGGCACGAAAUUCAAAUAGCCUCCCUUGGAUUUUCUUGAGUCGAACAAAGCGCACGAGACACUACAGGAACAGUGGCGCCACAAAUUUUUUAGAUUCUAUCGAGAGAUACAGAAAGACUGAGAACUGA